GAUUCAUCUCCUUCACCUCUGGUAGAAUAUCACUUGUCAUCAUGUCAGUCCCGUCGAGCGAGCCGCCGGGCCGCCUCAUCUCGCACUUCAAGAACAGAGGUCGGGAACAACAAGGCCUGGGGUGGUCGGCUCUCUGGGAUUCCGAUGAGAGCAGUCUCUGGGAUCGUGGCGGGCCAUCGCCAGCUCUCAUAGAAUUUGUUGAGAGCGGCCAUCCCCUCUUGCCAGCUCUAGUCGGGCGGCAUCCUCGGGCACUCGUCCCGGGCUGCGGCAAAGGGUACGACGUGGCCAUGCUCGCACUUCACGGCUACGAAGUAUAUGGUCUCGAGAUCUCAGAGACGGGCGCUCAGGUAGCGCGCGACUACAUCGCCGCCGAGCUUGCCGAGCCAAGCGAGCGCAACUACGGCGACCCGACGCAGUGGCCAAAAGUCGAGGUUGGAAGCGUGAAGAUCAUUACGGGCGACUUCUUCGGACGCGAUUGGGAGGAUGAGCGCGAUGGCUCGGCAUUUGACCUCAUUUAUGACUACACCUUCCUCUGCGCGCUGUUACCCGAGAUGCGUAAAGACUGGGCCCGGCGCAUGAUCCAAUUGCUCUCACCUACUGGCAUCCUCGUCUGCCUCGAAUUCCCGCUGUACAAGGACCUGGCCGCCGUGGGGCCGCCGUGGGGCCUGCGCGGCGUGCACUGGAACCUGCUCGCGCAGGGACGGGACGGGCGCAUCACGGAACCGCCCGAGGAGACAGAGGAACCGGCGGGGAAGAUGAGGCGAGUUGCGUACGUGAAGCCGAAGAGGUCGUACGAAAGCGGGAGAGGGUAUGACAUGAUCAGCGUGUGGAAACUGAAGGGCUAGACUAGAACACCGACACGGAAAUAGAGGGCAUGUAAAUGCUUUGUUCUUCUGAGCGGAAUGGGUCGAUACGAUGCCCCAACCUUUUCUUGUACAUAUCACCCGCUCGGAUUUCUAUCCGGAAAAGGUGGAAUGCGGCAACCGUGGAUUUCUUUCUCGAAUUUCCUAUCCGCCUCAUGACAUACGGAAUUUAUCGGUAACUCUGCGACAAUACACGUUUCUGCGCGCCGCCA
Messenger RNA from Purpureocillium takamizusanense, 1075 nucleotides. RefSeq lists its product as uncharacterized. The record is from RefSeq and is a predicted model, not a curated record. Bases 42 to 845 code for a protein of 267 amino acids. The transcript is spliced from 4 exons. NCBI's taxonomy places the organism in Eukaryota, Fungi, Ascomycota, Sordariomycetes, Hypocreales, Ophiocordycipitaceae. Gene Ontology annotation, molecular function: thiopurine S-methyltransferase activity.